AUGGAUCCAUCGGUUUUUUAUAAUACAUCAAUGUUUUUAAUUUUAAUUUUUCUAUCUAACCCUAUUCAAAGCGAGAUCUUUACUGCAACGAAUGAUAUCGAAAAGCUAAUCGAUUCCGAAAUAAACCUAUAUAAUGAAGUCGAUAGUUAUAUUAAGAAACAACAAGAUAGUUUAGCACAAAUGAGAAAUUUGUUAGAUAACGUCAAGUCAAAAAUGGAGAAAGUCGGUUUAAAAGGUUACGAACAAGGAAAACAUCCGUUAGCUAUAUAUUUUCUGGUAAAGCGAUUUUUAACUAAUUGGAAAGCAGUAGGCAACAGGAUACAAAAAGAGGCUACAUUUAAAGCUAACUUAAUUUGUAUCACUUUGGGUCUUCCUUACCGAUUAUAUUUCUUAGACAAAUUUUUGGAAACAUUUGCUCACUACAAUAGUACGUUUCCAAACCUUAAAGAUCUAGAAGGAUCAGCUAAUGGACUCUCACGAUUACAAGAAGUCUAUCAACUAAACAGAAAUGAUCUACUCGACGGAAAAAUAAAUGGAGGCUCUCAUCUUGGUAUAAAAUUCAAUUGGUUUGACUGCUUUACUAUUGGUUUAGCUUCUUACAAGGGGAGAUACUUCCAGCAAAGCUAUGAGUGGAUGAAGAUUGUGUAUAAUAGUAAAGACCCUACAAUAUCGAGUAAUCAGCGUGUUAGAGCCCUAAAUUAUUUGGCUUCCUCUGCUUACCGAAUUGACAAGAUUCAAGAAGCCAUCAAUUUAACGCAGACAUUGUUAAAACUUAAUCCAGAGCAUAAGACAGCAAAGAAAUAUCUGAAUAUCUAUGAGAAGCGUUUGAAUACAUCUACAAAGGAGAAGUCGACAGAAGAUUUAGACGAUGACAAUGAUGACGAAAAGGAUUUCAAGCAGAUCUUCAAUUCUUAUAAAGAAUUAUGUCGAGGCAAUGUUAAUCAAAAGACUGGUGACGAUGUUAAAUUGAAUAAUCAACUGAAUUGCUAUCAAGAUUAUCGAAAUCCUCGAUUACUGUUUUCUCCUUUAAAUGUAGAAGUCUUGAGUCUACAGCCGUAUAUCGUAAUUUAUCAUAAUUUGUUGACUAAUUCAGAAGUGGUAUUGUUAAAAACUCUAGCUAGCCCACUGUUAAAACGGGCUGUUGUAGUUGGUAAACCUGAUAAAGAAUAUGGUGAAGAAACAACUUAUCGAAUAAGCAAAACGGCUUGGCUAGAUAAGGAAGACCAUCCUGCAGUCAAGAGAAUAACUACAUUAAUAGGGGAUAUCAUUGGCCUUACUUCUGAAACAGCUGAGCCACUACAAAUCGCAAACUACGGUAUCGGAGGACACUAUGAGCCGCACUUAGAUUUCAUAGAAUCUGAAGAUAAAGAAGCUCUAUCAGAAUACACUAGUAGAAUCGGGAAUCGAAUUGCUACUGUACUUAUUUAUCUAAGCAAUGUAGAAGCAGGUGGAGCAACUGUUUUUCCAAAGGCUGGUGUAAGAGUUGAACCUCGUCAAGGUAGCGCUGCCUUCUGGUAUAACAUGCAUCGCAACGGUGAAGGCAAUAAAUUAUCAGUUCAUGCAGCCUGUCCAGUGUUAAUCGGAUCUAAAUGGGCUGCUAAUUUGUGGUUUCGUGAAGUUGGACAAGAACUAAGACAUACGUUAACAGAAAUUAAUAUUGCUAGUGCUAUAUUGGAUUUAUUCAAUGCCGAGACACAUGCCACGUGUAUUAAUAAUAAUCUAGCUAAAGUUUUCGAAGAGAUGUAA
Molecule: messenger RNA, 1746 nt
Organism: Trichoplax adhaerens
Lineage: Eukaryota; Metazoa; Placozoa; Uniplacotomia; Trichoplacea; Trichoplacidae
Exons: 13
Coding region: 1-1746 (581 amino acids)
Biological process (GO): peptidyl-proline hydroxylation to 4-hydroxy-L-proline
Cellular component (GO): endoplasmic reticulum
Molecular function (GO): iron ion binding; protein binding; L-ascorbic acid binding
Source: RefSeq, a predicted model, not a curated record